GUGGCUGAGAGCUAUAAAAGUGACUCACCAGGAGUCUGAACAACAGGAGGAAGAAAGGACUUCCCAUCAGAUCUCCCACACCUUUACAGCUAUCAGUUCAGUCUGGUGUUCAGCAGGAUGAUGACUCCCGCUCUCCUCUCUGCAGCCCUGAUGCUGCUGCUGCUUCCUGGAUCUCCAGCUCAAGAUUCUAAUCAGACCCCCAUCAGCAUCCACGUGACCAACUCUGUGACAAACGCUCCCAAUAAGACCUACACCACGUUUGUGGUUUUCAGAGGAAUCUUACUGGGGGGAAUGAGGAGACUGCAGGACUCCAAUACAGACUUCAAGUUCAAAUACACAGAGGAUCCAAACUACGGCCCCUUCCUGACCAGUGUGAACGGUUUGGCCGGAUGUUCAGAGGAACGAACCUACUGGGAGCUGCUGGUCAAGAAACCAGACAACCAAACCAUCAGGCCAGAUGUCGGUAUCGGAUGUUACAUUCCGAGUGCAAACGAUCAGAUCAUCCUCAACUUUAACAAGUACUAAAGGAUGAGCAGGACAUCAACAUGGGAUCAAAGCCUGAAAGCAGUUCUUUGUUUUUCAAAGAUUAACAUUCACCUGAAACCCAUUUGUGUUUCAUAUCUCAUGCCAUAAGAUAUUUAACUGUAUGUGUAUGAUGCAGGAACAACUAAGAAGGAAACAGUUUAUUUCACGAAUCCACCUCCACCCUAUAUUUCCUGCUUGGUAACCAGAUACUUCCUCAUGGAGUUUUCGUGUCAUUGGGUGUGUGAUUACAUAAUACUAUUACACACUUGAAAGUGCGUUUUUUUAAACAUUUGAAUUAAAACAGAACAAUAAAACUCUCCUUUUGCAGC
Molecule: messenger RNA, 854 nt
Organism: Anoplopoma fimbria (sablefish)
Lineage: Eukaryota; Metazoa; Chordata; Actinopteri; Perciformes; Anoplopomatidae
Product: transcobalamin-1-like
Exons: 5
Coding region: 118-525 (135 amino acids)
Biological process (GO): cobalamin transport
Molecular function (GO): cobalamin binding
Source: RefSeq, a predicted model, not a curated record